Messenger RNA from Phoenix dactylifera (date palm), 1610 nucleotides. Its product is annotated as COP9 signalosome complex subunit 4. NCBI's taxonomy places the organism in Eukaryota, Viridiplantae, Streptophyta, Magnoliopsida, Arecales, Arecaceae. The record is from RefSeq and is a predicted model, not a curated record. Gene Ontology annotation, cellular component: COP9 signalosome; cytosol.
CGCUCGUCCGGAGACUCGAAGGCCGCAAAGCCGGGUCUCGACAGGCUCCCCGCCCGUUCUCCAUAGAAGCGAGAGGCAGCCGGAGCUAGGGUUUCGAGGAAGAUAGCGGCCAUGGAUAGCGCCCUCGCGAGCGCCGCCUCCAUCGCGGAUCAGAAGCAAAAGAUCGAACAGUACAAGCUCAUUCUCGCCUCCGUCCUCUCCUCCGCUCCCACCGACGUCUCUCAGGCCAAGCGCUUCAUCGAUCACAUGAUCUCGGACGUCGUUCCUCUGGUGGUAUCCAGGCAGUUGCUUCAGACUUUCGCGCAGGAACUGGGAAAUCUGGAGCCCGACACCCAGAAGGCGAUUGCACAUUAUGCCCUAGCUCAGAUCCAACCCAGGGCUGUCUCUUUCGAAGAACAGGUGGUAGUCAUCAGAGAGAAACUAGCCGAACUGUAUGAAUCUGAACAACAAUGGUCAAAAGCAGCACAAAUGCUUAGCGGAAUUGAUCUAGAUUCAGGAAUAAGAAUGGUUGAUGACACAUACAAGCUGUCCAAGUGUGUCCAAAUUGCUCGUCUUUAUCUUGAGGAUGAUGAUGCCGUAAAUGCAGAGGCUUUUAUCAAUAAAGCUUCUUUUUUGGUUAGCAGUAGUAAGCAUGAGGUCCUAAAUUUACAAUACAAGGUUUGUUAUGCAAGGAUAUUAGAUUUAAAGAGAAAGUUUCUGGAAGCUGCACUGCGUUAUUAUCAGAUUUCUCAGAUUGAGAAGCGUCAAAUUGGUGAUGAGGAAAUUGACGAGGAUGCACUGGAACAAGCUCUCAGUGCUGCUGUGACCUGCACAAUAUUGGCUGCUGCUGGUCCCCAACGCUCUCGUGUUCUUGCUACCUUGUACAAGGAUGAAAGGUGCUCAAAGUUGAAGAUUUACCCAAUAUUACAGAAGGUCUAUCUUGAAAGAAUUUUGAGAAAACCAGAGAUUGAUGCAUUUGCUGAGGAAUUGAAACCACACCAGAAAGCUCUUUUACCAGAUAAUUUCACUGUGCUGGAUCGUGCGAUGAUUGAGCAUAAUCUCCUGAGUGCAAGCAAGCUCUAUACAAACAUAAGCUUUGAAGAACUAGGAACCUUAUUGGGUAUUCCUCCUCAAAAGGCUGAAAAAAUAGCCUCACGGAUGAUCUAUGAGGAUAGAAUGAGGGGAUCAAUCGAUCAGGUUGAAGCUGUCAUACAUUUUGAAGAUGACACUGAAGAAUUACAACAGUGGGAUCAGCAGAUUGUGGGGCUAUGUCAAGCACUGAAUGAUAUUCUUGAUGGUAUGGCAAGUAAGGGCAUAUCAAUUCCUAUCUGAGUGUCUGCCUUUGUUAAAGGAUCUGUCGGGUUAGAUAGAUGGAUGUCCUUGAUAUAUAUGUACAUUUAGGCAUCCAUGUGCAGUGGCCUCUUUUAGAGGAAUAUUGUUUUUCUUUGCUUCUCGAUUUUUCUUUUUCCAAAGCUGUACAGAGGUGGUUCGGAUUUGUUUUGCUUCAAACACUUUCGUUCGCCAUGGACCCCCAAAAUAUAGUUGAUUAUAUUGGAAUAUUGCAUGUUGAUGGUAUGUAUUUUGGUAUCAAGAUUUAAUGUUUCAUUAUGCGAUAGAUCGCCAAGAAUUUA